Oncorhynchus masou masou (cherry salmon) is the source of this 5197-nucleotide messenger RNA. It is a transcript of the gene ppp2r3b, whose product is annotated as protein phosphatase 2, regulatory subunit B'', beta. Gene Ontology annotation, biological process: protein dephosphorylation. The transcript has 4 exons. The record is from RefSeq and is a predicted model, not a curated record. The coding region runs from base 896 to 1153 and encodes 85 amino acids. Gene Ontology annotation, cellular component: protein phosphatase type 2A complex. Gene Ontology annotation, molecular function: protein phosphatase regulator activity. NCBI's taxonomy places the organism in Eukaryota, Metazoa, Chordata, Actinopteri, Salmoniformes, Salmonidae.
CUUGGAAAGUAUGCCCACUACACACAUGAAGUGUCCAUCCUAUGCUUUGUGCAUGAAAUAUGACAAAUUAUGAGUGUUUUUGUUAAGAGAGGGAUGUCAUUUUAGGAGCCAUAAGAUAAUUGUUUUACAUAAACUUAGAAAAGUGACAAGUCACGCCCCUGUGUGAGGUCUGAGAGCGUGUCAGAACAAAUGAAUUAACAUAUCAGCCCAGAGACUUAGAGCUGCAGCUUACAUUUAAAGGGGUCUGAACUCUGAAUCUCAACCAUUCUACUACUAUAUUAAAACCAUCGUAUUAUGCUACUUUCAUCACCCCACUGGGAACCAUCGAUACGGCUGGCUAGCCUAUCUUCAGGAGCGAAUGGAAGGAAAAUCAACUCUGUAGUUCUGUUCAGGACUACACGACAAGUCACGGGAUAGCGGACAACUACAGAGAAGAACAACAGUAGAAGACUUGUUGGAAACAUUUUUGGACAAUCAGAGCCUAACAAGCAUGCCACGAAAAGGCCCAACCCCCUUUCCAAGGCAGCUCGGUUCCGAGAGUGAUACAUGGCGAACCAAGGCAUUUCACGUAAAUACAUUCACAAUUUCUAAAUCCAAGCGGGCGGCGGUUGUGUGCAAAGUAUAGGAGUACUGUAAGUGAGAGGAGUUUCUAAAUGUACCAACGUUAAGUGUCUCUGUCCCUCUCUCCCUCUCCAUGUCUUUUGUAGCAAGUAGCCAUAUUGUUGUCAGUCCUCUAAAGACCUGUUUUUAAUGAAUUAAAUGUGUAUGUUUAUUCUGUGGUACCAUUUAAUUAGCUAGUAAAUACAGUAUAUAAUUAAACCAAUUUGUGUUGUACUGAAUCUUAAGUAAGGCUCUGUUUUUUGCAGAUGCAAGGAGGUUACGACUGUUCAGAAGGAUGAUAUCAUAUGAGGUGUGCAAGUGUCCUCUCUCCUGGAAAGCUCCAUUGUUCAGUUCUGGAGGUGACAGGACUGGCUUCAUUUCUGUUCACAAGUUUGUGGCCAAGUGGAGAAAAACGCUGCAGACCUGUCACGGUGAUGUGUCUACGAUUUUGGACCUCUUGGCCAAACCUGGCUGUAAUUUCCUGGAACAAGAGGACUUAAUUCCAUUCCCGCAGAUAAAGCUUUACACAAUUUUAAGAAGUAUUGAAAACUGACGGCAAACACAUUGAAGAGAAAACAUGCCCCUAAGACAUCCUCCACCAUCAAGCAAAGCACAUUACCGAAGACUCAAAAAUCCAUUGACAAAGCCGUGGUGAAGUAUGUGGUCCAAGGGCUCCAACCAUUUGCUGUUGUAAAAUAAGAACCGUUCAGAGAGUUUGUCCAGGAUCUGCAGCCGAACUCAAAGAUCUUAUCAAGGCCCACACUGUGCUCUAGGAUUGAUGAAGCCUCUGAGGAAAUGAAGAAGAAGGUGACUGAGGCCUUGAGAAGAGUUGACCACAUCGCCACCACCACUGACUGCUGGUCUGUAAGAAGACGGAGCUUCAUUGGUGUCGCAGUCCACUGGAUAGACCCUGACAGUCUCACAAGAUGCUCUACAGCAUCUGAUGGAUGCGCUACAACUGGGACUGAAGAAGCGCUUUAGCCACAUGUUUCACUACCCUGAGCUGAUAGGAGCUGCAAUCCUCCUCCCCAAAUUCACCACAAAUUCCCAACAACGUGGACAAAGGAUGACGCAACAUCAGAUUGUGUAAGACAACAUGUGGUUAAUUAACAGUAUUUUAUUAUUCAUCAACAACUGUGUAUAGUGUACAUUUUGACACUUCAUAGAUUUGAGAACCACCCAUUUAAACCUCAUUCCUGACUUUGUUGUUCAGUCCAAUGGGUAGCCUAUUUCGCCAUGUUGCUUGGUUUAUAUAAACUCAGUAAAAAAGAAAUGUUCCUUUUUCAGGACCCUGUCUUUCAAAGAUAAUUUGUAAAAAUCAAAAUGACUUCACAGAUCUCAUUGUAAAGGGUUUAGACACUGUUUCCCAUGCUUGUUCAAUGAACCAUAAACUAUUAAUGAACAUGCACCUGUGUGGAACGGUCGUUAAGAUACUAACAGCUUACAGACGGUAGGCAAUUAAGGUCACAGUUAUGAAAACAUAGGACACUAAAGAGGCCUUUCUACUGACUCUGAAAAACACCAAAAGAAAGAUUCCCAGGGUCCUUGCUCAUCUGUGUGAAUGUCCCUAAGGCAUACUGCAAGGAGGCAUGAGGACUGCAGAUGUGGCUAGGGCAAUAAAUGGCACUGUCCGUACUGUGAGACACCUAAAACAGUGCUACAGGGAAACAGGACGGACAGCUGAUCACCCUCGCAGUGGCAGACCACGUGUAACAACACCUGCAUAGGAUCGGUACAUCCGAAAAUCACACCUGCGUGACAGGUACAGGAGGGCAACAACAACUGCCCAAGUUACACCAGGAACACAAAAUCCUUCCAUCAGUGCUCAGACUGUCCACUAUAGGCUGAGAGAGGCUUGACUGAGGGAUUGUAGGCAUGUUGUAAGGCAGCAACAUCACCGGCAACAACAUCGCCUAUGGGCACAAACCCACCGUCGUUGGACCAGACGGGACUGGCAAAAAGUGCUCUUCACUGGCGAGUUGCGGUUUUGUCUCACCAGGGGUGAUGGUCGGAUUCACGUUUAUUGUUGAAGGAAUGAGGAUUACACCGAGGCCUGUACUCUGGAGCGGGAUCGAUUUGGAGGUGGAGGGUCCGUCAUGUUUUGGGGCGGUGUGCCACAGCAUCAUCGGACUGGGCUUGUUGUCAUUGCAGGCAAUCUCAAUGCUGUGUUACAGGGAGACAUCCUCCUCCCUCAUGUGGUACCCUUCCUGCAGGCUCAUCCUGACAUGACCCCGCAGCAAGACAAUGCCACCAGCCAUACUGCUCGUUCUGUGCAUGAUUUCCUGCAAGAUAGGAAUGUCAGUGUUCUGCCACGGCCAGCGAAGAGCCCGGGUCUCAAUCCCAUUGAGCACGUCUGAACCUGUUGGAUCGGAGGAUGAGGGCUAGGGCCAUUCCCCCCAGAAAUGUCCAGAAACUUGCAGGUGCCUUGGUGGAAGAGUGGAGUAACAUCUCACAGCAAGAACUGGCAAAUAUGGUGCAGUCCAUGAGGAAGAGAUUCACUGCAGUACUUAAUGCAGCUGGUGGCCACACCAGAUACUGACUGUUACUUUUGAUUUUGACCCCACUUUGUUCAGGGACACAUUAUUCCAUUUAUUUUAGUCACAUGUCUGUUGGACUUGUUCAGUUUAUGUCUCAGUUGUUGAAUCUUAUGUUCAUAGAAAUAUUUACACAUGUUAAGUUUGCUGAAAAUAAACGCAGUUGACAGUGAGAGGAUAUGGGAUGGGGAUGGAUUAAUGUAGGCUCAUAACUGCAUGAUUUAUAUUGACGUCUUCCUUGUAGUUCAGAAAUGGACUACAUCAAGGACCACCUGGAAGAACCCUCACUGCAGCUAGGUGAUGGCACCAGUUCAUCAGAUGAGGAGGACUUCUUCUCUGCCAUGAAAACGUCUCAAGCACAAGAAAGCUCCAAACAGCUGGACGGAUACCUGGCCUGUUUAGCUGAUCAAAUUGAGUUGCUCAAGUCCUUCCCGGCAGUCUGUAAGCUGUCUCUGAGGUUAAACACACCCUUACCUGCAUCAGCUGUUCAGCACUGCAGGACUUGUUUUCAGUCCCAGGAGUGCAAGGCUGGAUUCCAGAAACUUUGAAAAACAAUUUUUACUGAUGACGAACAUUCCAUUCUUCAACUUCAAGUAAUGACAGCUUAAUGCUAGCAAGCACAAGGACAUGGAUGCCUCAUGCAUUUUGUUAAUUUAUGUGUAAAAUUCACAAGUUAUAGUUGUCCUUGUUAAAAGGCUUGACCCGACACACUCAUUUCUGAUACAUUUCCAUCAGUUGUCCUGUCCUCAUAUUCCUACAGUGAGGUUGUGUGUACUUUUGAUGAGUUCAAUUUUUUCCCCUAUGUAUAGGGUUCUAUUUUUAGGAUGUUUUUUCCAAAGCAAAGUGACUGUGUUUGUAAGUGCUUAGGUUUACUGGCUAUAUUCCUUAAAACCUCUUGAAACUCCCCAUCCCGGAUCCGGGAUCGUGACUAAAGCCUCAGGCUCAUUAGCAUAACGCAUCGUUAACGAUUUCUGAAAAUCGCAAAUAAAAUGAAAAUAAUGCGCCUACUCUCAAGCUUAGCCUUUUCUUAACAACACUUUCAUCUCAGAUUUUCAAAAUAUGCUUUUGAACCAUAGCAAUUGACUAAUUUGUGUAAGAGUAUGCUAAGCUAGCUUAGCAUUUUGAGUAGCAUUUAGCACGCAACAUUUUCACAAAAACCAGAUAACCAAAUAAAUAAAAUCAUUUACCUUUGAAGAGCUUCGGAUGUUUUCAAUGAGGAGACUCUCAGUUACAUAGCAAAUGCGCAGUUUUUCCUGAAAGCGUCUGUGUGUAGGAUAAAUCGCUCCGUUUUGUACAUCACAUUUGGCUACCAAAACGAACCGAAAAUUCAGUCACCUACAACGUCAAACUUUUUCCGAAUUAACUCCAUAAUAUCGACCGAAACAUGGCAAACGUUGUUUGGAAUCAAUCCUCAAGGUGUUUUUUCACAUAUCUCUUCAUUGAUAUAUCGUUCGUGGAAGCCUGCAUUCUUCUCUGAAUUCUGUGGAAAAAUACUUGCCGCUGACUUUUGCGCACCAAUUUCGGCGCAGGACACCGGUCGGACACCUGGUAAAUGUGGUCUCUUAUGGUCAAUCUUCCAAUGAUAUGCCUACAAAUACGUCACAAUGCUGCAGACACCUUGGGGAAACGACAGAAAGGGCAGACUUACUCCUCUCGCAUUCACAGCCAUAUAAGGAGACAAUGGAAAACAGAGCCUCAAAAAUCCUGCUCAUGUCCUGGAUGCCGUCUCAUCUUGGUUUUGCCUGAAGCUCACGUUCUAGGGCACGCACAGAAAAUAUCUUUGCAGUUCUGGAAACGUCAGAGUGUUUUCUUUCCAAAGCUACCAAUUAUAUGCAUAGUCGAGCAUCUUUUUGUGACAAAAUAUUGCGCUUAAAACGGGCACGUCUUUUUAUCCAAAAAUGAUAUAGCGCCCCUAGAGUUUCAAGAGGUUUAAUUAUUAAGGCAUAACUGUAUUUUGUCUGUAAGAGAUGUAUUUUGAAGUGAUGCCUAUUUGAGAAUCCACAUAAGUUACUUUUCAGAAAAGCUCAAACCAAAUAAAAGGUCUGGCUGUUUUGCUUUUUGGA